This is a messenger RNA of Schistocerca piceifrons (Central American locust), 1805 nucleotides long. Its product is annotated as organic cation transporter protein-like. Gene Ontology annotation, biological process: transmembrane transport. The transcript is spliced from 11 exons. Gene Ontology annotation, cellular component: membrane. Gene Ontology annotation, molecular function: transmembrane transporter activity. Bases 8 to 1723 code for a protein of 571 amino acids. The record is from RefSeq and is a predicted model, not a curated record. Lineage: Eukaryota; Metazoa; Arthropoda; Insecta; Orthoptera; Acrididae.
GGCGUGAAUGUUGGGGUCCGCAUCUCUGACACUCGGCAACACGUGCGAAGGUAGAAAGAUGGCCUAUGAUGAUGUUCUGCAACACCUUGGAGAUUUUGGACCAUAUCAAGCACGUAUUUACCUCUUACUCUGCCUCCCAGCUAUAUCAUGUGCACUUCACAAACUAGCUGGCGUGUUUCUGCAAGCAAAACCUAAUCACAGAUGUUGGCUUCCUUAUGAAGAAAACAAUGCCAGCUUUAAUUUGUCAGAAAGAGAAUUAAACCUGAGUAUCCCAAGGGAUGAAAGCACAGGAAGCUGGUCAUCAUGUUACAGAUUUGAUACAAACUUUUCAAGUGAAUAUUUUGAAAACAAUAUUCCAGCAAAUUGCACUGUCGGCUGUGACAAGUGGAUCUAUGAUACAACAGUUUACAAAAGCAGUGUCGUAACUGAGUUUGACCUGGUUUGCAAAAAUGCGUGGUUGAGAGCAACUGCUGAUGCACUUUUCAUGGUAGGCGUUUUACUUGGUUCAAUAAUCUUCGGUGAACUUUCAGACAGGUAUGGGCGUAAGAUAAUCUUCUUCAUCUCACUUGUUUUACAAGUUAUUUGUGGUACAGUAGCUGCAUUUUUGCCUGAUUACAUUAGUUUCAUGAUUGCAAGGAUGCUGAUUGGAGCUUCAACAUCAGGUGUUUUCUUGGUAGCUUAUGUUAUAGCAAUGGAAAUGGUUGGUCCAAGCAAAAGGCUGUUUGCGGGUGUUGUUUGUCAGUAUUUCUUCACAAUAGGUUACUUGUUGACUGCUUUGCUAGCAUACUUCAUCAAAGACUGGCGAAUGUUGCAAAUUGCACUUUCAUUGCCUGGACUUCUGUUCUUAAGUUACUGGUGGUUCAUCCCGGAGUCAGUGCGGUGGUUACUUGUGAAAGGUCGUUGUGCUGAGGCUGAGCAAUUACUAAUGAAAGCAGCUGAAGAAAACAAAGUUAAGAUCCCAGAAGAAAUCUUGAAGGAUUUGCUUGACUCUAAUGCCUUGUCUUGCGCAAACGACCAUUAUGAUGAAAGCCAGCAUGAAAGGAAGCCUUCCAUUUUGGAUUUAUUUUUGUAUCCCAACUUGCGAAGAAAGACUCUGAAUAUUUUUUUCAACUGGUUUGUUAACAGUGGCACUUACUAUGGCCUGUCCUGGAAUACAUCUAACUUGGGAGGCAAUGACUAUCUCAAUUUUUUCAUAUCAGGAGCUGUUGAAGUUCCUGCAUAUACCUUUUUACUUUUGACAUUGAACAGAUGGGGCCGCAAAACCAUACUGUGUGGCUGCAUGCUCACUGGAGGUCUUGCUCUGUUGCUCACAAUUGCAGUUCCAUCAAGAAUGUCUUGGUUGAUGAUCCUGCUGGCUAUGACUGGAAAAUUGGCCAUUACAGCAUCUUAUGGCACAGUCUAUGUCUUUUCUACUGAGCAGUUUCCAACAGUAAUACGCAAUGUCGCACUUGGGGCUAGUUCAACAUGUGCCCGAGUAGGAGGCAUAUCAGCACCGUACAUCAAUCUUCUAGCUGAGUACUGGCAACCUUUUCCAUUGCUAAUAUUUGGUUCUUUGGCACUGAUGGGAGGUUUGAUGGCUCUAGUUCUCCCAGAAACAAUGGGAAGGAAACUGCCAGACACCAUAGAGGAGGGAGAGAGAUUUGGUCGGGACUUCCACAGAGCAGAAGAAAAUAAUGGUGUUGUUAUGAGUGAAUCAAGAACUCCAAUUAAAAUUGACAGCUGAAAGGAAAAAAAAUGAAUGUGAAUUUGUUACCAGUUUUUAGUGGAUGUUGAGAAAUUAAAUAUACAUUUCCAUUUUGUAUUCA